Cyprinus carpio (common carp) is the source of this 4636-nucleotide messenger RNA. Its product is annotated as potassium voltage-gated channel subfamily A regulatory beta subunit 1b. The transcript has 15 exons. Gene Ontology annotation, cellular component: cytoplasm; membrane; juxtaparanode region of axon. The record is from RefSeq and is a predicted model, not a curated record. Gene Ontology annotation, molecular function: potassium channel regulator activity; voltage-gated potassium channel activity; transmembrane transporter binding. Gene Ontology annotation, biological process: transmembrane transport; potassium ion transport; negative regulation of delayed rectifier potassium channel activity. The coding region runs from base 2486 to 3679 and encodes 397 amino acids. NCBI's taxonomy places the organism in Eukaryota, Metazoa, Chordata, Actinopteri, Cypriniformes, Cyprinidae.
AAAAAAAAAUGCUUUUACAUGUGAAAUAAAGUCUAUAAUAGGAAAGAACUUUUAAAAAGAGCCAACAGAAUUACACAUUUUAAUAUCAGCCAACUAAACUCAGUUCAGAAGGCUAAAUGGUCCCCCCAGCUCCAGUUCCGAUGGUUGUAUCUAUUAUAUUUCACUAUCUUAUAGUGCAGCCCACAUCCGAUUUAAUUGUGUUUUUAAAUCAUUUACUUUCUCAGCUGUUCUCAGUGAGGAGAAACUUAUGAAAAUGUUAUCUGGAUAAGACGGUUAAAAUGAGGGAGCGAUGUCCUCGAAGGGCUCUUGCAAAACCAUGUUUGACUAAACUAAUUUCCUGUUAGAGCUCUUUAUUUGGACAAGAGUGUAAUAAAGUGGGUGAUCUCUGACUGAGUCUCAUUAUCAGGGGGACAUUUAGAGAGAUCUUUGUAUCAGGGUGCCAGAAUAGUUUUCCAUCAGGGGACGCCAAAGUGUGACAGUCUCAGAUUAAGCUCUCUUAAAUGACACACUUACAUUCAGUUAAGACUGUCAGAGAGAGUUGGGCUGUGGAGCUAUGGUCCGGGAGGAGUUUAGCUUCAACACCUGUGUGGGAUUUCAGUCCUAGUCUGUUUGCUUUGAGGUCAUCUAUAUGUGUACUUCAGAAAGUUGAAACGUUUUAAAUGCAAAAGUCUCAAAAAAUGUUUCAGCACAUUGACCACUUCCAUUAUAUAUUACUUUUACUAAGUCGACUAUUGCUCUGACCGCAAUGCCACAGAAUCGUAACAACAUGAAGUACUUUUGUGUAGUUGUGUAGUUCAUUAUAGUGUAUUAAUUUUAUGGUUUUACUGAAGUCAGGUGGCCUUGACCUGGGGUUAAAAAUAUACUGUAUAUUUAGUUAUAUUUGAAUGUCCACUCUAUAAAUUCUAUAGAUUGAUUUCUAUCAGUCAUAAUGACCAGAUUUCAAGCUGGUUCUGUUAUUUUCUCACAUAUGACGUUAGGUUGCUGUCAGGUUCUAGUUUGUAAUUCCUAAGGUCUGUGUGUAAGGUCUACUCGCUCAGAGGGAAAAUAAAAACAUUUUCAGGUUCGAUCAAUUUGAGUCUUUAAUAUCUGAGCGCACCAGUCAGUUCGGAUCACAUGGUCUUGUUUAAGGGCCAGAUUCAGACUUUAAUUUGAUGUCUAGUUUUGAGCUCCUUCGCUGAACAGAAUGUUUUGUUCAGUCAUUGUUAUAAUCCCACUGCAGCACAAGGAUGUUUUGAGGAAAGCAGUGGCACACAUGUGCCAAGUGCAUUGUGGGAAAUUGCAUGACCUGACAGGAGGCUCUUUCGCUGCUUUUAGGAUGGUUAAGCUCAGCUUUCACAUUAAUGCUGCAUGUUGUGUUUCAUUUGACAACCAGAUGUCAGUAACAUUAGCCAGUAACAUCGUUCAGGGGUUUAAUAUGUGCUAAAAAAAUAUCAAGACGUCCAAUCAAUGCUUAACUGUUCCAUCACACCCUUUUUCAAGUUUUCGCAGUGGACUACAUGUGAAACACUGCGAAAUGAGAAUGACAUCUGCAUUAUAAACGUAUCCAAGCGUAUCACACUCACACAUACACACAUAGUGUCCCAUCCAGAUGGAUUGUCUUCUCUCUUGCUGUUGAGCGCAGCACUGAGCCGCUGGUGAGAGACUGCAGUUAUUUCAGUCUCAUUGCAGUCUCUCUCUCUCCUCCCUCCUUAACGUCUCUGAUUGAGCAUCAUUCUCACAUGCUACGCUUUCAUGCCUCCUCUUUCACACUCACUCUCUCUCUCUCUCAAUCUCCGUUAGCUUCUCUUUCACUUACAGCCCUAGUAAUCAUGCCGCAUCCCCCUCUCUCUCUGUCCUCUCCUCUGCCUGUCUGCUUUCGUUUACAUAUUUCUUCAUCAAACUGACUGUUUUCAGUGCCAGCCGAACUGCAUUCGCCUGUUUUUGGAAAGAGGACAUUUAGAUGCGGGACGCUGGGUAUUUUUCACCUUGCAGCUCACUCAUCUGGACGGCUUUCGGAAGGUCGUCCGGUUCUGUCCUGGAGUUUCAGGAAUACAUUGAUCAUCCGGUUUGCAGCCCACCAGAGUCCUGGAGUCUGUUGCAUAGCUGUGUGUCUCCUGCGGUGCACUCGGACUGCUCUAAUAGUCUCGGUGAGGAGCGUGGGCUGAAGAAAACCCCCUCAGCCCGUCAUCAGCCAGAGGAGGAUCACCGUUGAGGGUCAGCUAAGAUCAGUGAAGGGGAAAGCGUGACAGAAGGAGGCAAAACGAAGAGAAGAGUGAAGGGCACAGCAGCAUCUCACAGGUUAAGAGCAUCAAACGGUGGGGUCAGCGCCUGUUGGGAAAGAGAGCAAGAGUUUUAGAAAGAGAGAGGCAGGCUUUGAUUUGUAAACUAGUGACUAUAAACUCUUCAGUAUUUGAGAGCCAAUCCAGAACUCCAUCCUGAUUCUCUUGGACUUCCAGGACAAGCUGUGUCGGUUUUUCCUACUCAAGUUCCUUUGCUGUUAACAGCCAUGCAGGUGUCCUUCGCGUGUACGGAUCACGGGUUGAAGGCCCCGCGCACCAGUGAGCCCAACAAGCAGAACACGUCGAGUCCGAACACGGCCAGCGCGGCACGGGCACGGUUCCGAACGGUGGCGCUGAUUGCCCGGAGCCUGGGCUCCUUUACACACAGGCACCACAUUUCCCUGAAAGAGUCCACCGGGAAACUCACCGGCAUGAAGUACAGGAAUCUUGGGAAGUCAGGACUGCGAGUGUCAUGCCUUGGACUCGGCACGUGGGUGACAUUUGGGGGACAGAUUUCAGAUGAGGUGGCAGAGCAGCUGAUGACUAUAGCCUAUGAAAAUGGGGUCAACCUCUUUGACACUGCAGAGGUCUAUUCAGCUGGGAAGGCUGAAAUUAUCCUAGGAAACAUUAUCAAGAAAAAGUGUUGGAGGAGAUCCAGUCUGGUCAUCACCACUAAACUGUACUGGGGAGGAAAGGCAGAGACAGAGCGUGGGCUCUCUAGGAAGCACAUUAUUGAAGGUCUGAAGGGUUCUUUGCAGAGGUUACAGUUGGAGUAUGUGGAUGUGGUAUUUGCCAAUCGCCCCGACAGCAACACACCAAUGGAGGGUAGAUCCAUGACACAUGUCAUUAACCAUGGCAUGUCCAUGUACUGGGGCACAUCACGCUGGUCAGCGAUGGAGAUCAUGGAGGCGUAUUCUGUAGCGAGGCAGUUUAAUCUGAUUCCUCCUGUGUGUGAACAGGCUGAAUAUCAUUUAUUCCAGAGGGAUAAAGUGGAAAUGCAGUUGCCAGAGCUUUACCAUAAGAUUGGUGUUGGAGUGGUUUCCUGGUCUCCUCUAGCCUGUGGCAUCAUCACAGGGAAAUAUGAAAACGGCAUCCCAGAAUCCUCCAGGGCCUCUUUGAAGUCAUACCAAUGGCUGAAGGAGAAGAUUCUGAGUGAGGAUGGCAGAAAGCAGCAGGCCAAGCUUAAGGAAUUGACCCACAUAGCUGAGAGGCUCAGCUGUACCCUUCCACAACUUGCCAUCGCCUGGUGCCUCCGUAAUGAAGGAGUGAGUUCUGUUCUCCUGGGGACCUCCAACCCUGCACAGCUCACUGAGAACCUGGGGGCGAUACAGGUUCUUCCAAAGAUCACCGCUCAAGUGGCCUCGGACAUCGACAAAAUCCUGGGUAACCGUCCCCACAGUAAGAAGGACUACCAUCACUAGGCCUUUCUGUGAACCUGUAAGCCUUGAGACUCAGGAUCCCGUGCCAGCCCUCUUGUGUUGGCGGGUGUCCACAGUGUGUGAUUCCCACCAUUGUGUGUCUGUGUCUACUUCUUUUGCAGAGAGCCAUUGUUACUGUUACAGUAGAAAUGCUAAAGUGUUAUGCAUGCUUCUGUUUGACCUAUACCUGAGCUCAACCUCGCAUUAAGAUCUCUGUGGAGACACACCUGCCUGUGAAGCACAGAAGCUCCCGGACUCCCUCGUCUGUGGGGUUUUGUAUUCAGCCGUCAUAACCCAUAUGUGCCAAAGUGAACAUGGUCUUGACCCUUGACCUCCGGACAUCUAUUCUGAAAAGGCAUGAAUAACAGGCCCUUAUGAAUGGCCCUGAUUAUGGUCUAUAAAAAGUAAAGUAAGGAAAGGCACUGCAUAUCACUCUGAGAAUGUACAAACUAAGAACUGUGAUGUAUGGCAGAGCAGCAUGUAGAGUUGAACUGUGUACACUGGUAAAAAUGUGUUGGAUUAAAAAGCCAUCAACAGCAAAGUGGGCUGUUAUUGUGUUUAAAUGUUCUCCAAAAAGUUUAACAUCUUUAAACUACCAUUUGAGUAUGUUUCCUUUGUAAACCCUGCAAUUUGUGUCAAUUCCGUUCAACAAUUUCUUACUUCUCCAUUGUUUUAUAUGUACAUUAUAAAAGAAACUUAGUUUGUUCAAAGGCUUAUACAGUGUUGAAGUUACACUGGUUAAAUAUUUAAAUGCUUGCUGCUGUAUUUGGCAACUUUUGAACUGCUAAGCAGUACAUACUUAAGUCCCGAGAGUGACAGAAAUGCACAGCUACUAAAAGCAACUAGUUCCUGUCCAUGACAAAUGGGGUCUGAAUGUUUACAGACUUGAAAAUGAUGAAGCUGUUAAUUAAUGCUUUGUGCAGAGUGCUUUUAACAUUAAAAUAAAAAUGUGCAUCUCCA